Amphiprion ocellaris (clown anemonefish) is the source of this 2614-nucleotide messenger RNA. RefSeq names its product RUN domain containing 3Ab (gene rundc3ab). The record is from RefSeq and is a predicted model, not a curated record. Gene Ontology annotation, cellular component: cytosol. The transcript has 11 exons. Bases 268 to 1563 code for a protein of 431 amino acids. Lineage: Eukaryota; Metazoa; Chordata; Actinopteri; Pomacentridae.
GAGAGCGAGGUGGAGAGAGAGGGAGAGAUUCAGAUCAGCCCUCUGAGCUCAGCCCUGACAACAGCAACAGAUCCACGCUCCGAUGCAUCAAACUGCAUCCUCCUCCCUGAAUCGAAGUCCCGCUGCUGCCUGUCAGCGGCUCUGAUGCGGUCCAGCAUCAUCAUCACCAUCAUCCUUCUCUCUCCAGCAUCGAGAAGUGAAUGAGGAAGAGGAGGGCCGGCGGCCAGCAGGGAGGGGUCCUUUGAUUUCAGGGCUGCCUCCUCCUGGAUGGAUCCCGGCUGUGUGCAGGCAGCGAUGGCCAUGGGAGAUGUCUCGAAAAAAGCGUCGGCUCGGAACGUGGCGGUGGAGAGAAAAAACCUCCUGACGGUGUGCAGGUUUUCAGUCAAGACCCUGUUGGAGAAAUAUACGGCCGAGCCUAUUGAUGAUUCGUCUGAAGAGUUCAUCAAUUUUGCAGCCAUCCUUGAACACAUCCUCAGCCACCGUUUUAAAGGCUCUGGCAGCUGGUUCGAUGGUCAGAGGAGUUACUGGGACUAUGUCCGCCUGGCGUGUGGUAAAGUCCCCAACAGCUGCAUUAGCAGCAUCGAGAGCAUGGAGAACAUCAGCACCUCGAGAGCCAAGGGCAGAGCCUGGAUGAGAGUCGCCCUGAUGGAGAAGAGACUGUCUGAAUACAUCGCCACUGCUCUGAGGGACAGCAGGACAACCAGGAGGUUCUAUGCAGAAGGAGCCAUCAUGUUGAGGGAAGAAGCCACAGUGCUAACAGGGAUGCUCAUAGGUCUCGGAGCCAUAGACUUUAGUUUUUGUCUUAAAGGGGAGGCCCUGGAUGGGAAAUCCUCCGCAGUGAUUGACUAUACGCCAUACUUGAAAUUCACACAAAGCUACGAUUACCUGAGUGAUGAUGACGAUCGACACAGUGUUGACAGCAGCACGAGUGAUGACAGCGUCCCUGAGCAUCCUUACAUCCCGCUGGUCACCGACGAGGAGAGCUGGAGCACAAAGUGCCGCAAGAUGGAGCAGAGGUUCAAGAUCGUCAAUGCCCAGAAGGGUUACCUGGAGGAACUGGUGCGCCUGCGUGAGUCUCAGCUGAAGAACACCGAGACCGAGAACAAGAGGCUAAAGGCCCGAGUGGAGGAGCUACAGAACCAGAGCCAGCAGGAAAAAAAGGAACUGGAGGCCAUCGUCCUGGAGCUUCAGGAGCAACUGACAAGCUUGAUUCCAUGUGACUCCAGCCACUUGGCCAAAAACCUGUCGAUCCCCCUCGUCAACCAGUGGCCGACGCUGGAGCCGUACAACAGCCACGAGGACGUGAAGCUGUUCCGCAGGAGGAGUUUUCCGAGCACAGAGCUGCUGUCGGUGGAGGUCAGCCUUGACUCAGACUCCCAGAGGAUUGAGGGAAAACAGAACGGAGGAGCCUGGUGCACAGAAAAGGACUACACCCCCUCCAUGAUGGGUCUGUGUGGGUCUUUGGCCUCCCUUCCGAGCUGCAAGUCUCUGGCCAGCCUCAAGUCCAGCGAGUGCCUGGUGAACAUCAGCACAGAGAACAGUCCUGCUCUCUCUCCCAGCUAGGGGGCGCCAAAGAAGCACUGCCAACCACCUAACGGACACUGAGACAAUUCAACUUGAGAACAGGAACGACUGCUCUUGGUAGGCGGACAGAUGCUCUCUUUCGUGAGUCCCUUUACCUUUUACGCUCUGAGCCCAGCACUCUCUCAGCUUUGGCACCUUUCAAGCGUUUGCAGAAGAGCAGCCUCCCUCUCCGACUGUCCGACGAAGACGCAGGAAAAGCUGCUGUACCGCCUCAUGGCCUCCUUUACUUUCAUCGUCUUGAUAUGAUUAUGCCUCCUGGAAUGCAAACAGCUGGUUUAGGUUUGACCUCUGUGACAUCAUGACGCUUCAUUUUCGUGCAUCUGAACUGGUCACUCACUGUAGGGUUGUUCUGUCCAUUCGUCCGUGUCUUAUCAGUCUGUGAGUGUAUCAUCAUCUGCCUGUUGCAUAACGCUGCCAGGAUGGGUGAGCUGUUAUAACCUUUUAGGGAACAGAAAUGAAGUUUUAUCACAUUAUAUUACACUUUUAUAAGAAGAUGGAGAGAGAUCAAAGCAGAGGCUGAGUCUAAAAGGGUGGCCAGAGGGUUUAUUACGAAGAUUAUUUAAAAUGUAACAGAAUGACGGUUUAGGCCUUAUUCAAUCAAACAGUAGCUUAGAUACAGGAUGAUUUCCCAGGUUGUGACAUAGAAAAUGUGUCAGGGUGCCAAGGUUUGCAGAGUCACUACAAUGUGAACAUAAAAACAAAACACAUAAGACAAUAUCUAAUGCAUGCAAAUGCAAAGUGCAUUGUGACUAUGCAGAAGGAAUGUUUUCAUUGUCUUUUUCUACAAACCUGGCUGGUUAGAAUAGCAGGGCAGAAGUAGAGAAUGUGCAACUUGUGUGUCCUCAAAUGUUUGUCUUCAUUUUUUUUCCUGUGACUUUUUUUUCUUUUUAUAUUAUAAUUAAUUUCAUCACAUACUUACCUGUGUCAGUUACGGACAUGUAAAUUUGCAAUCUAAUGCAGUGUUGUUGAGAGAAGGGAAGCAUUGUGUAAUUUAAAACUGCAAUAAAACUGCCUUUUUUGAAACAUGAAA